CUCGCCUAUUACAUCCCGCUGCCGUUCAGUUUCUUGUCCAGGAAUUACGUGGAGGCGGCCAUCAUGAACACGCACGACGCUCGGCCGUGCGGAUACUGCCGUCACGACCCGAAACGCUGGAAGCAACGGAGCCCGUCGCGCAAGCGGCCCUGUCUCCAACGCCAGCAGCCGCGUCGCGGCUCGCGGCGCUUCCGUCCGAGCGAGCGGAACGUGACGCUGGAUUCGCGCGACUCCGUCGCGGGCGAAAACGCGACGCUGGAAGAGGGAUUCGCCCAGGAACUCAGCUUCGAACGAGAUUCGACCGAAUUCGCGAGCGAAAACGCGUCGCAGCGUUUCGAUGAUCGCGAAUUUGAAGACCAUCAGCAUCGGCAUGAAAAUCGGAGUUCUCGAAAUCCCGAAGAUUAUCGUCGCGACCGCGAUUACGACGGCCUGGAUGAUCUGGAGCCCAACGAUGAUUAUCAUCACCGUGGUCUCGAUCGCAAUAACAGCCUCGAUUUCAGUCGUGAAAAAGAUAUGCCAACUCACCAUCAUUGGGGACAAUGGGGUCAUUGGGGCCACAGGGAUUUCAAUCAGAGUUCUGACGAUAGUCAGAGCUUAGAACGAGAGACCGAGAACGUGGAUCGCCUGCCAAGUAGCGAGCACGGCAACGAACAGACGAAAGCCCACCACCGAGGCCCACCGCCACAGAGUGAAACCGACCCGGAAUCCUCGACCGUACGAAUACGGCCCACAACCGCCACCGAACCGCCAUCAAACCAUCGCUUCCACCGCACUCGCCCUCCCCCUUUCCACCCCGAAGCCGCCGACUCCACUGAUCCGUUCCGGCCCACGCGGAAACCCUACCACCGCGAAUUUCCCAGACGCGGCUACAACUAUGAACCGUCUCGCUUCGAUCGCAACAACCGCCUCCACCACGAGCACCUCCUUCACCACCUCCACCACCUCCUCCAAGGCGGUCCCACCCAUCCUCCAGAACUUCAAUCUUCCCCCGGCACCUCGGCCGAUCGAGAGCCUAGUCUGGAGCCCAGUCUGGAGCCCAGUCGGAGGCCCUUUCACCCAACCGUCGAACCAGCAUCCACGGAGAAUGUUGGAGAACUCAAUGAGAAGGAAACGGCGACAGUGCCGUACGUCACUAUUCCCUCUCUCUACGAGGAAGAGAGCCCAGUCCAGCGACUCGAUUCUUCCCUGUUUCAACGAGGUCUCGACCAAGAUCAAGCAGAUCGAGACCAAACAGAUCGAAAUCAAACAGAUCGAGUCGAAGAUUCCAGCAAGGCGGGGACCGACGUCCAUUCUCGUCGCUGGCGGUACGACCACGGCUCCAAGGCCGGGAACGGCACGGGUUCGGCGGCGGAUCUCUCGUGGUCGGAGUUCAGAAAGAACAUGUCGUCGGCACUGCAGAUGAUGUGGAGGAGGAUCGAGGCUUCUCGGGAUCGGAAGCCGGACCACGUCGACGAAUGAGGCGUCAAGCGCAGCAAGCAUUGCGAUAGACUCUAUCGCAAGUACAAGUGCUGCGAUGCCAUCGUCGAGAAAAUUCCCCUCCCGCCCUCCUGCCCCGACUUCCCCGCCACCUACCGAGCCUGCCCGGACCUACUGAGGAAGAUGCAUCUGGAAUGCAAUUACGUCCCCACCGGCAUCCUCUCGUUCCCGGGCCCUUGCGCCUUCCCCGAGCCCCGCCAUUGCAUCCUCCUCUGGCAGCUGGGAUUCCGAGAGGAGACCUGCUGCUCCAGACAACUCAGUUGCGCCUUGACGGAGCUCCAGGAAGGAGAGGCCCGUGUCCUUUGCCCUCAAAAUCAGACCCUCGUCCUUCGUCAGGUCUUGGACCAUCUGCGCUUCUCGGUCUUCCCCCUUCUGAGCCCCGACGAUCCCCAAAAGUUCUGUCCGAGUCUCUGACAGUCAGAGCAACCCUGACGGGAACUCUGACAAU
Darwinula stevensoni is the source of this 1924-nucleotide messenger RNA. Lineage: Eukaryota; Metazoa; Arthropoda; Ostracoda; Podocopida; Darwinulidae. The record is from the annotation of a GenBank genome assembly.